AUGACGAAAACUAACCCACAAAAAAAUCAGAGAGCAAACCACAAACGACCGGAUUUCACUGGUCAAGAUUAUAUAAUGAAGGUACGGCAUCCACGUCCACGACAACAAAACAAGAAAACGCGCGUUUGCGUAAGGUGCAUGAAAACGGCGAUAGAGCUCGAUGGACUGCACAAGAAACUUGAUUCCGUGACCCAGAUACUCGACAAUUUCGGCGUCACAAACGUAGAAAACAAAUAUACGUAUAGUCAUUUUUCGGCAGAGGCCUUGGUCGAAUUUUCAAAGAAGGUGGUCAUAAUCUGUGAAUCCUCAACAAACAAAUCAUGA
Messenger RNA from Paraglomus brasilianum, 324 nucleotides. NCBI's taxonomy places the organism in Eukaryota, Fungi, Glomeromycota, Glomeromycetes, Paraglomerales, Paraglomeraceae. The record is from the annotation of a GenBank genome assembly.